Molecule: messenger RNA, 981 nt
Organism: Didymodactylos carnosus
Lineage: Eukaryota; Metazoa; Rotifera; Eurotatoria; Philodinida; Philodinidae
Source: the annotation of a GenBank genome assembly
AUGUUAGCAAUACAUAAUGAAUUCACGGCAACGCUGUUAAGUUCGGGCAAAGUUCUUGCUGCUGGUGGUCGACUAAGUUCCACUUCUAUUGCUACCUGUGAAAUACAUGAUCCAUCAACAGGCCAAUGGAACUCCACUGCAAGCAUGGCAACAGCACGUGCGGCUCAUACUGCAACCCUGUUAAGUACGGGCAAAGUUCUCGUCACUGGUGGUAUCGGCAGUGGUGGUAUCCCAUCCAAUGAUCUUGCUAGUUGUGAAAUAUUUGAUCCAUCAACAGGCCAAUGGAAGUCUACUGGAAGCAUGGCAGCAGCUCGUUCGUCUCAUACGGCAACCCUGUUAAGUACGGGGAAAGUUCUUGUCACUGGUGGUCUACAAUUUUUGACUGCACUUACUAGUUGUGAAAUAUUUGAUCCAUCAACAGGGCAAUGGAAGUCUACUGCAAGCAUGGCAAUAGCACGUGCGGCUCAUACUGCAACCCUGUUAAGUUCGGGCAAAGUUCUCGUCACUGGUGGUAUCGAUCUUGCUAGUUGUGAAAUAUUUGAUCCAUCAACAGACCAAUGGAACUCCACUGCAAGCAUGGCAACAGUACGUUUCGAUCAUACUGCAACCCUGUUCAGUUCGGGCAAAGUUCUUGUCACUGGUGGUGGACUAAUUUCCACUUCUGUUGCUACUUGUGAAAUAUUUGAUCCAUCAACAGACCAAUGGAACUCCACUGCAAGCAUGGCAACAGCACGUGCGUAUCACACUGCAACCCUGUUCAGUUCGGACAAAGUUCUUGUCACUGGUGGUGCACAAUCUUCCACUUCUGUUGCUACUUGUGAAAUAUUUGAUCCAUCAACAGGCCAAUGGAACUCCACCGCAAGCAUGGCAACAGCACGUUAUCACCACACUGCAACCUUGUUCAGUUCGGGCCAAGUUCUUGCCGCUGGUGGUCAAAGUCAGUCCACUGAACUUGCUAGUUGUGAAAUUUACACUCCAUGA